This is a messenger RNA of Meloidogyne enterolobii, 954 nucleotides long. The record is from the annotation of a GenBank genome assembly. NCBI's taxonomy places the organism in Eukaryota, Metazoa, Nematoda, Chromadorea, Rhabditida, Meloidogynidae.
AUGAAUUUAUUAAUUAAUAAUUUAUUAAAGAAAAUAACACAUUUUGAUGGAUUUUUAACAAAUAAACGUUUUUUCUCCCUCAAACCAGUGCAAUCAAUUAUAUUCGAUCUUGAUGGAGUUAUAAUUGAUAGUGAAACUGUUUACUACAGAAUUAAUGAAAACACGUUAACACAUUUUGGUAUUAAUUAUUCUUUGGAAUUAAAACGUGGACAGAUGGGGAGAAAAUUGCAUGAAGGCGUUGAUUAUUUGUUAGAAGCUACGAGGCUGGCGGAAAGGGGAGUGAAACCUGAGGUAAUUGGAAAGCUUUUAAAAAUGGAGGGGGAAUAUUAAAAAUGUCAAUACCCCCAGAAUUUUCCAGAAUGGCAAUCUUCCCUCCUCCACCCUAAAUUUUCAAAAUGUCAACUCAAAAAAUUUUCGGUAUUUGUGUAGUUGCCCUCCCCAUAAACCCCGCCCCUUUUUCUACACAACUGCCAAAGUUUUUUUCAAAAGGUCAGAACCCUCAGAAUUUUCAAAAUGUCAAUACCCCCAAAAUUUUCAAAUGUUACUCUCUAAAACGGUGCUUGUGUAGUUGCCCCCAUAAUCAUGGCCCUCUUUUCUACAAUACCCCCCAAAAAUUUCAAAAUGUCCAACCCUCAAAAAAUUCUCUAAAUGUCAAAACUGCAUUAAAUUUGCCUAUAUUUACAGGAUUAUCUAAAAGUUUAUAAGAAAUUUUACUACGAAGAAUUAGAAUCUACAAAAGGAGCUGGAUGGCCAUUACUUUUUGGAGCCCAAAAAUUGAUAACACAUUUACACCAACAUAAAAUCCAAAUAGCUUUAUGUACCGGUUCUUCAAGUAAAGAAUUUCCAAAAAAGAUUGGGAAAGCUAAAGAAUUAAUUGAAAAAAUGAGUCCAAUAGUUUUGGCUGGGGACGAUCCUGAGGUUAAUGAAGGAAAACCUGCGCCAGACCCUUAUUUG